This is a messenger RNA of Rhopalosiphum padi (bird cherry-oat aphid), 698 nucleotides long. RefSeq names its product DNA-directed RNA polymerase II subunit RPB11 (gene Rpb11). The transcript has 4 exons. Gene Ontology annotation, biological process: transcription by RNA polymerase II. Gene Ontology annotation, molecular function: protein dimerization activity; DNA binding. Gene Ontology annotation, cellular component: RNA polymerase II, core complex. The record is from RefSeq and is a predicted model, not a curated record. The coding region runs from base 183 to 536 and encodes 117 amino acids. NCBI's taxonomy places the organism in Eukaryota, Metazoa, Arthropoda, Insecta, Hemiptera, Aphididae.
UUUGGCUUAACAAUUAUCGAACUUCGCGCGGCAUCAGUCUAAUAGUCUAUAAGUCUAUAGACUUCUUUGAUUUGUUAUGAUUUACUAGUGUUAAACUUUAUGUGUCACAUUACUUACAUUUAUAUUCUGUUUCUAGAUUAUUAGUUAUUACUAACUGUUGAGUGUUUUAACGACACUUCAAAAUGAAUGCUCCUCCAACAUUCGAAUCGUUUUUACUGUACGACGGAGAAAAAAAAAUAGUCAAAGAAGUAGAUACUAAAGUGACAAAUGCAGCAAUUUUUACAGUCAAUAAAGAAGAUCAUACUUUGGGAAACAUGAUCAGGAACCAAUUACUUAAAGAUCCCAAUGUACUUUUUGCUGGUUAUAAACAACCUCAUCCACUGGAACAUAAAUUUGAACUUCGCAUACAAACAACAUCUGAUUAUACACCUCAAGAUGCACUAACUAAUUCUAUAACUGAUCUCUUGGCUGAACUUUCUUUGUUUGAAGAACGUUUCAAGGAAGCUCUAAGAGAGAAAAAAGAAGGACUUGAUUAAUAUGAUUGCAUGAUUUAAUGAAGUAAUAAUAAGUAAUAUUUUUAUGUGUUUUUAAGGUAAUAUUGUAUGUUUUAUGUUGUAAUUCAUGAAUAUUAAUUAAUUUAAACUAAUAAGUGAAUCAUAAAUUGCUUUGUAAAAUUAAAUAUAUCACUUUUGGUUGUA